Messenger RNA from Drosophila bipectinata, 1027 nucleotides. RefSeq names its product phosducin-like protein. Gene Ontology annotation, biological process: regulation of G protein-coupled receptor signaling pathway. The record is from RefSeq and is a predicted model, not a curated record. Lineage: Eukaryota; Metazoa; Arthropoda; Insecta; Diptera; Drosophilidae.
AAUCGACAUUUUCUCCACCCCUACACUAAUUAAGUUAAAAUUGUAAAGAAAUCGUAAAACUCGCCAAUUAAAAACCAUGGCCACCUUGGAGGAUAAACUACUGGGCGAGAAACUGGAGUACUACUGCAGCAGCAGCGAGGGCGAGGACAACGGGGACGAUGGCGACGACGAGAAAGGAGCUUCCAAAUCAGGCUCCUCCGGUCUCACAAUCAAUACGGAUCCAAAUGCUACUCCGGCUGGGGGAUUCAAGCAGAGGGGCUCCACCAACACGGGGCCGAAGGGCGUCGUGAAGGAUUGGCAGCGAUUCAAGCAGCUGGAGGCGGAGAGACGCGAUGAGACGGAGCGCCAGAGACUGGCCCUGGCCAAGAAACUCAGCAUGACGACGAGCACAGCUGCCGAGGAUGAGGAGCGCAAGCGGCAGGAGGAACUGGACGCCGAAAUGGACGAACUGAUGAGUGAGGACUUCCUGCAGCAGUACCAGAAGCAGCGCAUGGCCGAGAUGCUGCGCCAGACGGGUCACAACCAGCAGUUCGGUAAGGUUCAGCAGCUGACCACCAACGAGGAGUUCCUCGCUUGCGUCGAACAGGAGAACAAGCACACCACCGUAAUAAUCCACAUCUACGAACGAAAUCUGUCUGCCUGCACUACGCUCAACAACUGCCUGGACAGCCUGGCCAGCGACUAUCCGUCCAUCAAGUUUGCCAAAAUAUGUAGCUCCGUGGCCGGGAUGAGCCGGGACUUUCGCACCAAGGGUCUGCCCGCAUUGUUGGUCUACAAGGCACAGGCGGUCAUCGGCAACUUUGUGCGACUGACCGAUGAUCUGAGUGACGACUUUUUCGCCUCCGAUGUCGAGAGUUUCCUCAUCGAGCACGGCAUUAUCGUAGAUAGGGCUCUAUACAAUUAGGCGCACUUAAGUCCUAAUUCCCGAUCUGACAGGUAAUCAGGUAAACUAGAUUUUGUAAAAAUCUGAUAUUAGUUGAGGUCUUAGUAUUGUCACAAAUAAAAAUGGAUUUUUGUUGUAAAAUAA